GGAAGUAUGGAGAGAGAUGAAAGUUUUACCCAGUUCUCUGGACAGUAUUCUGUUUCUGCAGAAAGAUGCAGUCCAAGCUCUGGCAAUGGAUCAGUGCUGGUACCAUGGGAACAUCACUCGCUCCAAGGCUGAGGACCUGCUCUCCAAAGUGGGAAAGGAUGGCAGCUUCCUAGUGCGGGCCAGUGAGUCGAUCUCCUCGGCGUACGCACUCUGUGUUCUGUUCCAGAAUUGUGUUUAUACCUACAGGAUUCUACCCAAUAAAGAAAAUAAGCUAAUUGUCCAGCUCUUACACUAA
Messenger RNA from Mauremys mutica (yellowpond turtle), 295 nucleotides. Its product is annotated as phosphatidylinositol 3,4,5-trisphosphate 5-phosphatase 1-like. The record is from RefSeq and is a predicted model, not a curated record. The transcript is spliced from 4 exons. The coding region runs from base 17 to 295 and encodes 92 amino acids. NCBI's taxonomy places the organism in Eukaryota, Metazoa, Chordata, Testudines, Geoemydidae.